AUGCAAGCACGUAACUUAAAAGUUGUGCGCCCCACGCGAUAUAGAGUUACAGCGAGAAAGGGUCCCUCGCGUUCCAAUUUUUCAGCCUUUCACAAAAGCUCCUUUCUGACUCCAACAACCACCAGCAUCAUCAUCAUCAUCACCAUUGCAAAAUUCUCAUCCAUCUUCAUCAUCACAUUUUCCCUCUCUUUCUUCAAACGACAUCGUUUCAUCCAAUCCUCCUUCAUCUUUAUCAUAACCGCAUUUUAAAAUCAUCUUCGGCGAUUCACCAAAACUUUCAGCAUUAGUUUCACAGCACAAUUAAACGACGUCGUAACGGGAUUUGAAUCAGCGAUCUUCGUUACGGUAGUUUUGAAAACGGCGUUGUAACGACGUCGUUUACGUUUUCGUCGCAAUGCCAAUCACGCCGUGCGACAGGCAGACUCCUCUUCCGUCUCCGAUUCCAACCGGAAGAGGAUCGCGCUCCGCCGCUAACGACAUCUUCAGCCAGUUCCUGGAGAAGAAGCUCCACUUACCGGAACUUAUACUACCGGAACUUCAUCAACCGCCGUCACCGGCUGAAAUUGACCUCUGGUCUCUCCCACUUGCCUCCGCUCCUCUGCUUCUACGCUCCGCUAAGGAGUUCGGCGCGUUCCGGAUACGGAGCCAUGGAAUCUCUAGCUACGAUCUCGAAACUAUAGCGAUGGAAGCCGAACUCGUUUUCAAAGACUAUAAAAAGGUCUACGUUGAGCGUAAUGGACGCUGCGGAGGGAUGAUUCCUUUUGUUCGAUCCAGCAAUGGAGAACUGGAAUUCACAGCUCACAACCAAACGCAUCGGAAAUUUUGCAGGGUUCAUAUGGGGUACGUAGCAAGUAGAUUGGAUACUAUAGUGGAGCAAGUGAUUCUGGCUCUAAAACAGGACGCAUCACAAGAUUUUAAGGAGCGGAUUCAAGAGACAGAGUCUGUAGUUUGUCUUUGCAGGUAUCCCCAUGACAGUGCCCCCAAACGAAACGAACGUGUCUCGGAUAAGACAAAGGGCGUGUUAUGUGAACAUGCUUUGCGCUUCUACCUUCCCAUGGAGCAUUGCAUAUUUUACGUCCAAACUGAAAGAGGUCCUCUGUCUUUUGAUGCAGGUCCAGAGCAUAUAGUUGUCAUUGUUGGCAAGCAACUAGAGGAGUGGAGCAACGGUGUAUUCAAAUGUGUUCCUGGGGAAAUGAUUUUCAUGCCGAGUUUCCAUAGUAGCAAUGCCUCUUUCUCUGUAGAGCUUACAUGCUUGGCCUCUUCGAAUCUAAAUCAAAUAUUAUACAAUUUUGACAAGAUAAUAUCCUUAAACGAUCAAAUCCUUAUUGUAUUAUGUCUCGUGUUUUUAUACAAAUUUCUAUACUUCAUCUUUUCCUGAUCCUCAGAACAUGGUUGUACCAUUUUGUUUUGUUUGGGUGUCUUUUGCGUGGUCAUGACUCAUGAUGUUGCUCUACCCAGUUGUUCUGUUAUACAACUUUGUUGUACAGUUUGAGUGUAAAGAUUGUGAUUUUUUGUUUAAAAAUACCAGUUAUGAGACAUUGACAUGA
Messenger RNA from Lathyrus oleraceus (garden pea), 1547 nucleotides. RefSeq lists its product as uncharacterized. The transcript has 3 exons. The record is from RefSeq and is a predicted model, not a curated record. Bases 395 to 1378 code for a protein of 327 amino acids. NCBI's taxonomy places the organism in Eukaryota, Viridiplantae, Streptophyta, Magnoliopsida, Fabales, Fabaceae.